AUGAAGGAGCUCACAAGCCGUAAUUUUCCCCCCUGCUCUUUCUUUCCUUCCCCCCCCCUUUCUCCCUUCCUCUCCCAGCUACGACCCAUCCUUUGGAUCGUAUCCCUCCUCGUCCCCGUCACCGCCAUCGUGCAGGUAGAAACCAUUCCUCACGUCCGGGCCCAACCUCCACAGGUCGGAGGAGGCAUUUUGCAAGGAGCCCAAGACUUCGAUUAUCAGGCCCGUCUGAUGGGUCUAUGCGUUCUCCUCUCGGGAAGCCUCCUCCAUUUGACCACGCGCGGACGGGAUGCGACUGCAUUCGUAGGGAGCGGCGCAGGGCAGCUAUUUAGCGUGUGGAUGACCUUGCUCGUGUUCCAGUCCCUGCGGGCAUUGGGGUUUGCCUACCGCUUUUGGAUCGACGCC
Molecule: messenger RNA, 402 nt
Organism: Nannochloropsis gaditana CCMP526
Exons: 3
Source: RefSeq, a predicted model, not a curated record